AUGGCGACCUUGACAAGUGGCUCGGCAAAGGUGGGGGGAAGGCAGGUGGGGCAGGAAGUGUUUAAGAUUCGAGAAGAGGGCGCUCCAACAGCCUCUUUCUACGAGCUCGUCUCCAAUGGGGACCUGCACAAGUGGCUCAGUGCAGGUGGGGAGGAGGAGGAAGUUCAGGAGAAGCUGGGCCAGGGGUCACUGGAGGAAAUUGCAGACCCUCGCAUGGGCCCCGUCCCUCCAGACGCCCUGCAGCGCAUGGCUGAUCUGGCGGUGCGCUGCUGUGGCACCUUCACUGCAGAACGACCUUCCAUGGGGCGCAUUGCCCAGGAGAUGGAGGCGUUGCGGACUGAGGUGGGCGGUGCAGAGGAGCAGGUGCACAACAAGUCUUACAUGAAGGUGGAUGCUGAGCUCCGGGAGAAGAUGCUGUAUCAGAGUCAGAUUAGCGAGGACAAUUUGAACGACGUGCUCGCCUCGAUUCCCUCGGAGAGAGUAGCAGGAGGGACAUGGGGAGUAUGA
Closterium sp. Naga37s-1 is the source of this 507-nucleotide messenger RNA. NCBI's taxonomy places the organism in Eukaryota, Viridiplantae, Streptophyta, Zygnematophyceae, Desmidiales, Closteriaceae. The record is from the annotation of a GenBank genome assembly.